AGGUGAGAGAAGGGGCAUCAGGGGCUAAUCAAAUCCCCGGUAAUUUGUUCCCAACCUCCACUCACCACCCUUCGGGGACAAACGGCCAGCACUCAUCUUUUGUCACAGUUCAUAUUAAUUAUGAGUUCAACAGAGAGGAUACAUUGACCGAAGCACAACAAUCUGCGGGAGUAAGGGUGGAGGGACAGGUAGACGCAGUAAUGCCCCCGCCAAGGGAUCAGCCAAUGAGAGACCCCGGAAAUCGACUGUCAGCGUUGGCCCCAGUAAAAACGAGACGGGUAGGUGAGGAGGGAACCAGCGAACCUACAAGGGAAGAGGACGAUGGAGAGGUGGACAGGAUGUGGAAGGAAACCUUCUGGAGGCUGUGCCCAUCCCGGUCACACGGGAUCAUCCGCGCUCUCCUUCAUUCAUUCAACGCGCAGACUGAUCUGGCAGAAGACACGGAAACAAUGGCUGUUUACGCCACUACCUACUACAGUGACAUCCUGACGUCGCGCCGGGCCCCAGACGAGUCCCUGGAACAACUCCGGACAGAGCAGGAUCUGUGGCAAUUCACAGAUAAGCAGUUGGCGAUGGAACAAAGACACUCCUUGGAUCGACCGGUGACAAUAGAAGAGCUGAAAGAAGGAGCGGGUUGUAUGGCCAAAGGGAAAGCCCCUGGAGACGACGGCCUUCCCGUGGAGUUCUUUCUAGCCACGUGGGAGGUGGUGGGACCGAUCCUAGUGCGGUUAUUCAACAGGGUGCUAGAAGAGGAAAUGUUGACGGAGGACAUGUGCAGAGGGGUUAUCACCCUUUUGUACAAGAAGGGGGACAAGAGAAACGUGCGCAAUUGGCGUCCAAUCUCCUUGUUGAAUGUGGCGUAUAAGAUUCUCGCUAAAGCCUUAUCAAGGAGAUUGGCCCCGCUCCUUCCGGAGCUGGUAAACGCAGAUCAAGGAGCCUUUGUGAAAGGGAGAUCUAUAACGGAGAAUAUGCUAGCAGCGAUGGGCGCGCUGGAAAUCAUCGGAGGCGAAAGACGUCAAGUAGUGGUGGCAAUGUUGGAUUUGGAAAAGGCGUAUGAUCGUGUCAAUUGGUCUUUUGUGUUGGCCACGCUGGAACACAUGAAUUUUGGAAUCCCAUUCAGAAGGUGGAUAGCCAUUGUUCUGGCGAACGGCAGGCGCUCGCCGAUCUUCAAUCUGUCGCGCUCUCUGCGUCAAGGAUGUCUGCUGGCCCCGAUGUUGUUUGUAUUGCAGAUUGAAGUAGCGCUGAAUGAUAUGCGGGCUGCUUCCAUGCUCAGAGGACUGAAACUGCAAGACAACAAAGAGUUUCUGACAGGGGCUAUUGCGGACGAUCUGCUGCUGGUUGCAGAAGCCACUCCGGAAUCAAUGAAUGCAGCAAAAAGUGUCCUGGAUCAGUACUCUCGGCUGUCUGAAGCAAAGGUCAAUUGGGACAAAUCCUUGUACUUCCUACCCCAGGAAUACGAGUUGGAGAAUGAUUGGAUGAUGAAGAGAAUCCAGCCUGAAGAGGCGGAGCGAAGUGGAAUUGAGAGGGGAGUGUCCAGAGUGGCAGAUUUGUGGGCGGAACCUGAAUUGGAAUGGAAAUCAGAGGAAGCUCUCCAGCAGUCAUUGGGGCGUAUUCACAGGGUGGGGGAACGACUACAGUUUCUGAUUCAAGCUAUUCCAGGAGCUUGGAAACACAAACUAUUGGUAGGCGCCAAGCUGGAGGAAGGGGUGUGGUAUAAGAGAAGUGUGAAUCAGGGGAGGCUAGAUGAAGUGUAUAAGGUGGAAGCGGAGGAGGAUUCGGACUCGGACUUAGUAGAGGAAGAGGAGGCUAAAUGGGUGACGGUCUCCAGGUGGAAGGUGAAGGAGGGGUACGGGGGAGAGCAGGCACUGACCCGGGUUUCAGAAAUGGAGAUUAAUUCGAAUACGGACCUGAUGGAAAUCAGGGUCCUCCCGAAGUCAGACGGGGGAGGCAAGAAAGGGAUGGUUACAGUUCAAGGGGGGGCUGCCUUACAAGAUCUGAGAAUAGACCCAGGCAGUUGCGUGUGGCAGGAGCACUCAGCAGUUAAAAAGAAUUUAGUGCAAUAUAACACGAAGCUAGGUAGAACCCUGAAACAUUCUAGUGCCUCGGUUAUCACGGAAGUAGGGCAGAGGACCACCAGGGAGUUACAUCUGUUGACUCCAAUGUCGGUCAUAGAACUCAAAAGCUUAUGGUCGCAACUGUUCAUCCUCCCAAGCCUCAAGCUUUCCGGCCUACUAUGGUUGUUAUCCCACUCUGCAGUUCCUACCGCUAAAUGGCUCUCAGCAAGAGGAAUGGAGAUCCAAAUCACGGGCAGAAGGUGCGGAAACCGCAACGAGGAGACGCUGUUUCACCUAACCUGGGAAUGCCCAGCUUCUAAUCGUAUCUGGAGAUGGUGGUCAGUUCACUGGCAGAAGCUGGGCUCGGCCUUGCAGUGGGACCAGAAUUGGGUGCUCACAGGCAGACUCCCUCCCCUAUUUUUCAAAAGCAAGGGAUGGGGUUACAUGGCACAGGCCAUUCGCUCGGCAGUGAUGUGGGUAAUCUGGGAGGAUCGAAACAACAUUCUGUUUCGAAGAGAGUGGACGUCUGAUCAGGGAAUCAAGGCGAAGAUCAAAGCCAUCAUUCGGACCAUGAUCGUGGCUGACUGUGUGCGGAAAGCUGACAAUGGAAGAAGUCAGAAAGGAAAACAGUGGUUUCUGUUCACAUGGGCUAGAGGUAGCCAGUUAGCAGCGGUGACCGUGGAGGGUAAGAUGGUACUGUCCCCCUGGCUGAGUGCCUCGCAAAUGCAGAACGUGUCACCAUUUUUCCUAUAAAGGUAGCAUAUGACCGAGCAUCACUGUCAAUCGUCAUCUUGUUCAUCUGAUUCUUUUGGUAUGGGGAAAUAAAAGAGUUUAAGAAUU
This is a messenger RNA of Chara braunii, 2894 nucleotides long. The record is from the annotation of a GenBank genome assembly. Lineage: Eukaryota; Viridiplantae; Streptophyta; Charophyceae; Charales; Characeae.